Molecule: messenger RNA, 5508 nt
Organism: Syngnathoides biaculeatus (alligator pipefish)
Lineage: Eukaryota; Metazoa; Chordata; Actinopteri; Syngnathiformes; Syngnathidae
Product: cornifelin homolog B-like
Exons: 4
Coding region: 193-591 (132 amino acids)
Source: RefSeq, a predicted model, not a curated record
ACAUGAUGAUCCGCAUGGUCCUGACCCGAACCGGCCGAAAGCCGCCUCGUGGACAAACCCGCUGACCCACGCUGACUAGAAAGCAAACAAGUGAGCCGUGGCGUGAACCGAGAGGUUACAGUCCAGUCGGCGACGAGACGGCCAGACACGUGAAUUCCCGAUUUAGAUGCUGACGGUGACUAAGGGGCCGCCAUGUCGUCCAAGUUGGUGAUCAACCAGCCUCAGCCCAUGAUGGUCCACCAGGAGUCCAACGAGUGGGGCAGCGGCAUCUGCGACUGCUGCGACGACGUGCCCAUGUGCUGUUGCGCGUUCUGGUGCUUGCCUUGCUUCGCUUGCAUGACGGCCAAAAAGUACGGCGAGUGCCUCUGCCUCCCCCUGGUGGACGUACUGCUCAGCCCCUGCGCCCCUCCCGUCACCAUGUCCAUGAGGGUGUCUAUGCGCCAACUCUACGGCAUACGGGGCUCCAUGUUCAACGACUGCGUGUGCGCCACCUUCUGUACGGCGUGCGUAUGGUGCCAGAUGGCGCGCGAAAUGAAGGAGCGGGCCAUCGAAAUCGUCCUGGUGAACAAACACACCAAGACGUUCGCCUAACGACGCCGGUACGUUUGACAAAAACCACACUGCGUAAAAUGCGCACAAACCGUGUUUGGAAUCCUUCGCUCAUUCCCGGCUCCGUAAUCGCUCUACGGUCAUACCUUGACUUCUGAGCGCCAUUUAUAUAUUUCUGAUUUAUUGAGCUUUUGUCAUUCAUCUGCUAACAUUGCUGCUCACUUUCACCCCCUUGUGGACAUCGAAAUGUGCUACAGGACACAAUGCCGCUGCGCUAGUUUCGCAAAUUAAUUUAAUGCUAAAUGAAAUCACAUUCACUCAAUAACAUCUUAAACAAAUUGCACAUCUAAUGGAAUGUAUUUUGUUGAUUAAUUUCAUCCCUGCCGUUGACAUGUUUGAUUAUAUUUUUUCUUUAAAUUAUUGUCCAAAUGAUUGACGGGUACUUUUUUUUUCUGCUUGAAAGAUGUUUUCAUAAUAUCAGCAAGUACAUCCAAUAUUUCAGACUAUUUUUUUUUUGAUUGAAGCACCUUACCAAUGUAAACUAAGACACAAAAAUUCAUGUAUCAUAAUAAAAUAAUGUAAUUGUUACACAAGACUUGAAACCUGACUUGCCGACGAAAGGCUCCAGCUCACAUGGGCUGGAAGGCAGGCAAAAAAAAGGAAAAAAAAAAGAAAAUUAGUGUUUUGAUGACAUUUGUUUUCAUGAAAAGUAGUAAAAAAAAAAUGCGAGAUACAAAAAAAUAUUUUUUUGGGGGGGGAGGAUCUGGAAACGCGCCACGUGAUGUCACAUACUUAUAAAGCGUAACUGAAUUGACUGGAUUAUGAAGGCAGGGUUACUUCAGGUCAGGACUCAACACCCAGCCAAUCCAGUUACGCUUUCUUAGUCACGUGACGUCACAUCCGAAGAAAGUGUGACUGGAUUGGCGGGCUGUUUGUUUCUGACCUGAAGUAACCCUGGCUUUUUUUAAACACCGAAUUUAGACGAUGAAUUUCAGAGAGCGGAUCUCAUUAUUGCGUUUGAAUUUUAAAGGUUCCAUUUUUUUUUCAUGCGGCGAAUCUGUUAACAUUGAAAACUUCAACUGAAAUACAGAUAUCGGAAAUGUGAUCUCUAUGAAAUAAUGUGAAUUUUGCAGCCUAAAAUUUUCAGUGACAUUUUUAAUUUGAAUCCUGGCGGUGCGUAUUUACUUCCGUGGGAAUUCUGCGUGCCAACUUGUGGACAUCUGUACAAAAAUAUGGAAGCCAUGCUUCUAAAGUCAAAAUAAAUUCAUACGUUGAAGACCAAUACACAUAAAGUUCCUCUUUAACGAUGAAAAAAAGAGACAUUGAGUUUAAAAAAAUGUUUACAAUAUCAAUGUAAAAAUUAAAAAUGAGAUUUUUGGGGUCACUGUGCGCCCCCUAGUAAACUGUUUUUGAAUUAUCACAUAAGCAGCUAAGAAUGGCAUCCAUCCAUUCCCUGAGCCGCUUAUCCUCACCAGGGUCACUGGCGCGCCCAAGCCUAUCCCAGCCAUCAACGGUGAGGACAAUGCGAUUCUGAUUUUUAAAUAAGAGUUAACAAUACAUGGUAUCAAUUUUAAUUGUUAUAAAAAAAGAGUUCAUGUAAAAAUGCCCAUUUUUAAAAAAAUUGCAAAAAUGCAAACAUUAAAAAGAUACAAACGAAGAACUCAAAAGACAAGCUAGUUCAGUUUUUGGGGACACAUUUCCACUUUAAAAAAAAGUUACAAUUUAAUUGUUAUACAAGUAGUUAACAAUAAUGUUUUUGUUGAUAAAAAAUACAUGAAAAGGUGGAAAACAAAAUGUUCACAAAAUUUCAAAACUCCAGGCUUAUCCUGCGAUAUGGGAUAACCCAAAAGUCAAAAGUCCCGGUUAUCUUAGAUUUAUGGGAGCUUUUUGCACAUUCUCAUCAAUAUUUUUAAUAAUAAUUAGUAUCUGACAGUAAUCGCCAAACAUUAAACAAGAUCAACAUGGUUCUAAGGCGCAUGUAAUGAAUGUUGCUUGCCUGUGCCCCCCCCCCCCCACCUCCCUCACCCCCGCCCCUAGCGGUUUGUUGUUUUAAUGGGAUUACAAUGACAGUUAUGGUUUGCCAGGACGAAUGCGGGCCACUUUAAUGGGGUGCGAGUGAGGGGGCGUGUCCGGGCGAGCUCGUAAAAGCGGCAGGAAUGUUAAUUGCGGGCUGGCUGCCCUCUUUGUUGCGUCGGCGGGGGGGGCACAGGGCUUCUGUUGUGCCUCCUUAAAAGGCCCACAAGAGCUGAUUUAAUAUCUGUGACUUUGACACAGGCGCGUGCACGUGCGCGACUUCUCCCACCUGCGACACCCACUUCAUCCACUCCCAUUCUUGGAGAAAAUAGACCCCGCGCUUGUCUCAUUUCCUCAGUGUUGCUUAAUCAGGUGAUCGGUGCCCCCCUCCCUUUUCGCUCUAAUCCCGUAUUUAAAUCUUACGGAACCGCACGUACAACUACAGGACAAGUAUAAGGACCACAGCCACAAGAAAAGACAAAGAAUACAGCGUUUGUCUAGAGAAAGUCCGUUAGCUUCAUGCUAACACAAAGCAUCGCAAACUAGCAUUGAUCGUAUAACCCUUCAAGGAAAAGGAUAUCUGAACACAAACCGCAGCAACACAUGUAAACCGACAGCGUAACAAUAAUUAAGUAUUCUUUAGCCUCUGUGAAAAAAUGGAUCUUAAUUUGCCUUCAUUUCUUUCGCGUUACACCGUCGUAUUUAUGCGCGUUUACUGUCCCUGCUGGCCAAAGCACGCGUACCAGAAGGGAUUCAAACCUUAUUUAAAAGUUGUCGUUUGAAGAGACCAAAACUGCACUUUUACGAGAAUAACGUACACCAUUUUGAGAAUCAUGAAUCUACUGUCAAUGAUUCAUCACGACAUGAAAACAUUCAUCGAGUUGUCCGUCGUGGCGACGUUGAUCGGGGAUCUCUGAUUGGUCGCUUGUUGCUAGGCGAAACUCACCUGACACCAAAACCCUUGAAAUCUGCAGGUAAAUAUAUAUAUAUAUCAAAUAUCAAAGGUAAAUGCAACAGAACUGGAUUUAGUCAGGUGGAAUGGUGGAUCAGCUGGUUAAGCGUUGGCCUCACAGUUCUGAGGACCCGGGUUCGAUUCCGGCCCCGCCUGUGUGGAGUUUGCAUGUUCUCCCCGUGCCUGUGUGGGUUUUCUCCGGGUGGGCGCUCCGGUUUCCUCCCACAUCCCAACAUCUCUAAAUUGCCCAUAGGUGUGAUUGUGAGUGGGGCACGUGCCCUGCGAUUGGCUGGCAACCAGUUGAGGAUUUCCCUCCUGCCCGUCAGUGAUUCUUUCACCUACCACUAGAGGGAGCCCGCUCACCCACUGUAGUACCCACACUGCAUUUUGAAAAUCCCCCACUUUAGGAUCAGUGGAUGGAUUUGAACCUGAGGCCUGCGAAAAGCCUACCUGAGUGAUGCACCCCCCCCCCCCCGCCCGUCCUGAUAGUGUGACCCCAAUCUUCUGCCAUGACAGAUAGAGACGCUGUCUAUCUGCCAUUUCCUGGGGGAAGUGUUCCUUUUAAAAAAAAAAAAAAAAAAAAGACAAGCUCUGAGUUCGCGGGGGAGUGAACUGAUAACGCUCAGAUUAAGAUGGGGAGCGAGGGGGGGGGGGGUCACACGGUAUAUGCGUGGGGUGCUCAGGCGUAGUCCGACUAUCACAGUGUGGGCCUCCGGGCAAACAAACAACUGUGACCUCUGAAAACAACGGCAGCAGGGAGAGUCUGAUAGCUGGGGGGGGGGGGGGGGGUGUUAUGUGUUGGUGUGUGCACCGCAUGCGUGUGCGUCCGCGUGUGUCUGUAGGGGAGAGCGAGGUUUGAGGGCAAAGGGGGUACGCAGGCCAACAAUUAUCGGACCCCCCGCCGAUCUCGCCGUCCAUGUCAAUCAGAAAUAGAGAGAAAAAAAUGUCAUUAAAUUCCAUACAAACUGUGCAAGAUGGCGCUCACUUUUGGCGUGGACACGUGACGCUUUGAUUCGUUAGGACUUUUGUUCCAAAAGGUAUGGAAAGCACUCCUUCAAUUCUUUAGACUGAUCUGAACUCAUUUGAUGAGAAAAAUGAAAAUAAACAUGUAUUGAAAUGAUAUUAAAAUGUUUACAAAAACAAAUGAAACGAUAGGAGAAAAAAGUUUUGUUUUUUUAGUUUGAAUUUUGCAAGAGGAUAAAAAAACAAUUCUCGUCAUGCUAACUCUUUUGAUGAGCCUUGACAACAUUAUAAUUUUGAAAAAAAAUUGUGAGAAUUUUAUUUUAACUUUUUGAUUUUUUUUUUGUUUUACAAGACUGAAAAGAGUAAAUCCCGCAACCCUUGUGAGGAUGAGCGACUAAGAAAAUGGAUGGAUGGAAAAAGAGUAAAUGUCAGGUCGUUAUCAAAGCCGCCUAUCCUCAAGAGGAUGAAAAAAAUAAUGAAAAAUAAACUGGUUUUGUAAAUUUGAUAUUUUCUAGAGUUACAAUAAAAGUUUUCUUUUCAAACUCAAAGUUUUGAUGUUACAAUAAAUAGUAAUAAUUGCCACAAGGUGCUAAAGAGAAAGAUGUGGAAGACUCAAAAAUUGCAAUUACCAAAAUCAAGUUGCAACAUUAUGAGAAAAUGUGUCUUUCACAAAACUUGUAUUGGAUGGCUCACGUGCACCAAGUUGCCCACCCUUGAAAUUUUGCCAUAAUUCUGAAAUAAUUUUUCACCCAUUUUAUUUUCUCACCAAAAAGUUUUACUUUUUGUCUACAAAAGAUGAGACUCAAAAAUACAUAUUACUUUGAUUUCUGGAUAUUCCCCCCCCCCCGCCCCCCAUUUCUUGACGGAUAUGAAUGUUUUCUUGCAUGGCUCAACAUUUCUUGGAAUUUUUUUUUAAAACAAAUGUUGCGUUUUCUUGAAAACUUUUCCUGCAAGGUUUAAUUUUUUUUUUCAUGAAGAAUACAAUUUUAUUUUCAAUUUCUUAAAGAACACCUUUUCUCGGUGAAAUGACU